AUGGCAGACACAUACACCGCAGUCACGCUGGCCGAGCGUCCCAAGGCCGACAUCAUUCCCGGAGAGACGUUCAAGGUGGAGGAGCGGCCGCUGCCGAAAGAGAACGACCUGAAGGAGGGAGAGGUCAUCUUUGAGGCGAGGUAUCUUUCGCUAGAUCCGGCGAUGAGGGGAUGGUUGAAUGAUGUACGCUCCUACGUCCCACCUGUUCAAAUUGGCGAGGUGAUGCGCGGACUUGCUGCCGGCGUCGUCACUGCGUCCAAGUCUGAGAAGUUCCCCGUUGGCACAACUGCUACGGGAACUGUAGGAUGGACUGAGGUGGCAGUGGUCAAUGAGAAAGCGCUAGAGAAGGUCGAGAUUCCGCGCAAUGGGAAGUUGACUGAUUCUCUGGGUGUGCUGGGAAUGACCGGCCUAACCGCCUAUUUCGGCCUCCUCCGCAUCGGCGCCCCCAAAGCCGGCGAAACCGUCGUCGUCUCCGGCGCCGCCGGCGCUACCGGCUCCGUCGUUGGCCAAAUCGCCAAAAUCUACGGCGCCCACGUGAUCGGCGUGUGCGGGUCCGACUCCAAAUGCUCGUGGCUGAAAGAAGAGCUCGGGUUCGACGAAGCGGUCAACUACAAGGACCCGGAAUUCGCCAAGAAGUUCCGAGAUGUGACCAAGAACUUCAUUGAUGUCUUCUUUGAUAACGUGGGUGGAGAUGUCCUGGAUUUGGCGUUGACCCGGGCGAAGAAGGAUGCGAGGUUUGUGAUUUGUGGAGGGAUUAGCCAGUAUAAUGCGGUUGAGAAGAAGGGGCCGGCGAACUACCUCAUGAUCAUCUCCAUGCGCAUCCGCAUGCAAGGCUUCAUCGUCUUCGACUUCGAGUCGGAGUAUCCCGAAGCUCGCAAAGAGCUCGCGCAGUGGCUUGCUGAGGGCAAGAUAAAGCGCAAAGAGACGAUUCUCAAGGGCGGAUUGAAGGAGGCGGACAAGGGACUCGUGCAACUCUACAAGGGCGUCAACACUGGUAAGCUCCUGGUUGAGGUCAAGCCGGAGAGCGAGCAGUCGAAGCUUUGA
Mytilinidion resinicola is the source of this 1044-nucleotide messenger RNA. RefSeq names its product NAD(P)-binding protein. The transcript is spliced from 4 exons. Gene Ontology annotation, molecular function: oxidoreductase activity, acting on the CH-CH group of donors, NAD or NADP as acceptor. NCBI's taxonomy places the organism in Eukaryota, Fungi, Ascomycota, Dothideomycetes, Mytilinidiales, Mytilinidiaceae. The record is from RefSeq and is a predicted model, not a curated record. Bases 1 to 1044 code for a protein of 347 amino acids.